Molecule: messenger RNA, 1038 nt
Organism: Cyclopterus lumpus (lumpfish)
Lineage: Eukaryota; Metazoa; Chordata; Actinopteri; Perciformes; Cyclopteridae
Product: spermatogenesis-associated protein 48
Exons: 8
Coding region: 1-1038 (345 amino acids)
Source: RefSeq, a predicted model, not a curated record
AUGGCAGCAGUUUUGGAUCCCCGCAAGCCGUUUUCUGCAGAGCUGCAUGCCAUCAGACGGCUGAACUCCAGCCUGUACGGUGCUGGUGGUGGUGGACUGGAAACUGGGCGCGCUGACUCACCUUUUGCUAGAUGUCAGCCCCCUGCUGAGCAACAUGUCAACCUGGCUCCUUUACGAGACGACGUCCCGUUGCUGGAUCCUUGCUGCGGUCAGCUGAGCGCCGGAGCGGAGGUGGCCCUGGGGGUCAGGGGUCGACAGAGAUUCAUCGAUUUUCAGCAUGUGGCCUCUGCUCUGCGGGGGCCUCCAGGUUUCCGGGAGAGGCCACCAACAGCUCCAAACCCUUCUGGUAUCUGGGUCGACCUGAGCCAAGAUAAAGCCUGGAAUUCAAGGAGGAUCCCUGAUGCAGUCUUGAGAGCAAGACUCAGUGCUCAGCGCUUCAGAUACACUUCUGCAACACAGAGGAGUUAUGAGGACGUUUGUUGGGAUUCAAAGUUACCCCGGCGCUUGAAGGCACCAGACACAACCCUGAGGAAAAUGGCUGACCCAGUGAGGGAGUUUACCUCAUCGAGGCGCUACGGUAGCCGACCUCACCUGUGGCAGUCAAUGGGAGCUGAGUGGAGCAGGCAGCAGCUCCGAUCGAGGCAUGAUGCCAGGAAGCCCGUAUCAUUCUGCAGUGGAUGUCCGAGGUCAGGUCAAAUCCCUCUGUACACUGGUACGAUCGGCUCUGAGAACAUGCAGAACAUUGACGACAUGGAUGGAGACUUUAGCCCGCUGACCCUGAAGAGGAGCAUCGUGCCCCCAUACGUGCCUACAGCACGACGAACCACCAUCCCUGGAUACGCAGGCAAGGCUGCUUAUGCUAACUCUGCUCCUGAUGCUGCAGUCUGGGUCCCAGCUGUCUGCAGUCCUGCAGGCUCCUCCGGUGCUACUUUUGGCCAUGCGGCGCCCCUGUCUCGAAUGGUGACCACCGUGACCCCCUGCAACCCCUUCCUGAGACCUGCGCUUCCUGCCACACGCCAGCAUGCGAGGAGGCAGUAG